AUGUGUGAAAAUUUUAAGAAAAUUGAUGCCGAAAUUACGGAGACCGGGUAUGAUUAUUUUGACAAUUGGGCAGAUGUGCGCUACAAUGUAACGACUCAGGAGGAGUUGGGAGAUUUUAUGUUAAUGUAUAUUGUACAGAAAAAAAUACAUAAGAAAACGGAAUUUUCCCCCUAUUUAGCUGAGGAUGAAUGGGUUGAAAAAAGUAAACCGGUGGUUAAUGAGUACGCGUAUUUCUAUGCUUUUGAUAUGCUAGACGAUCUAAGCAUUUUAUACCGGUUUGAAAAUUUACUUGAUGAUGUAUACGGGAAGCGGAAACGUGAAUAUCUACAACCUGAAAAGCUGAAAAUGCUGUACGAGUUAUAUGUAGAUUAUAUUAGAAAUGGUGCACGAGCUAAUGAAAGAAUUUACAAAUUUGUUGAUGAAAUGUUGGAAGAUGCAGAAAGUGAAUAA
Molecule: messenger RNA, 450 nt
Organism: Paramuricea clavata
Lineage: Eukaryota; Metazoa; Cnidaria; Anthozoa; Malacalcyonacea; Plexauridae
Source: the annotation of a GenBank genome assembly